This is a messenger RNA of Cyprinodon tularosa, 972 nucleotides long. RefSeq lists its product as uncharacterized. NCBI's taxonomy places the organism in Eukaryota, Metazoa, Chordata, Actinopteri, Cyprinodontiformes, Cyprinodontidae. The transcript has 3 exons. The coding region runs from base 1 to 972 and encodes 323 amino acids. The record is from RefSeq and is a predicted model, not a curated record.
AUGGUGGACCUCCCCAUCCAGGUCGACUAUGAGGCCAUUAUUUUCCCAGCUGAAGACGACAGCUCUGUCACCAGCGAGCUUCAUCUCAGCAAAGCAGAAGACGGUCCAGAGAUCCAAGGGGAAACCGUUUCUUCUGCUACCCUUGAGGAUCCCCCCUUAGCGGAGGUUCAGCUGAAUUCAUCUCUCGCUGCUGAAUCUACGUCUCUUAACUCAGAUGAGGUCCAGCAAGCAUGUCAGCCAUCUCCGAGGUUAGAAGAACCAAAGACUAAGCCCAGUGCGGGUCUUUCUUCUGAGGCACCGUACUCACACCAUCAUGAUAAAAACAAGAGAAAGCCAUGGCACACCGGGGCCAACAGGAAAACUGAUGUUGACCGCCCCAAGUUCUAUCAAAGCAACAGGAUGCCACGCCAUGCAUCAGCGGUUACGAUGAGCCCUCGCUCGAUGUGCAUCGAAGAGGCUCUCAAACACAUCAACGACCUCACUCAGCAGGUUACUGCUCUAAAAACAGAGCUGCACGAGAGGACUUGUGAUCUGCAUGAGGAGAGAGAACAAAGAAUCGAGUUUCAGGUUGACUGCAAAGCUCAGAAGGAACAAAUCGCAGAACUGGAAAAAAGUUUAGAACGUGAACGUAGCAUGAGACUCAAAAGUGAAGAGAAAGAGGAGAAGCAGGAAACAUUCACUGUAACCCAGCCUACAGGUGCGUCAAAGUUACCACGCAUUCCCACAGUUACAGUGUGCGUCAGUGUCCUGCAUGAGCUCGCCUUCCUGAAGAGGCAGGCUGAGAAAAACGCCAGUAGAGAAGGGAGGAUGGCAGAGGCUUUUGUAGAAGAACGAGAGCUGAGGCUCAAAUAUGAGGAACAGCUGAAUACUAAAACUGAAAAUGACUCCAGACUCAAGAAACAGGAGGAACUGAUCAAGUCUUUGAAAACUCAAAACAUCAUGAAGCUUCCUCACAAACAGAGGAGUCCAUGA